GUUUUAUGUUAUCAAUUUGAUAAAGAUGAACAAAAAGUAUGUUUGCUUCCUGAAGAUAAUGAAAAUCAGAUGAAUUUAUUUGAUACAGCAAAUUUUGCAUUAAUAAUGGUGGUCGAUUAUAUGCCAGGUUUUCUUAAAAUGAGAAGACUUCGUACAAAAAUACCACCACCAGAUCCGACACAACCAAAUAAUCCAGAUCCAAGAUAUAUUACAGAACGAAAUAGUUAUUUUCUAGGACAACAAUUUUCAUUCAAUGCUGGUCAAACAGGUUUACCGGUAUAUUUUAGCGAUGGAGAAAUUGAAAUAGCUUACAGAUAUAAUGCUGAUAUUGAAAAUUCAAUGGAAUUAGCACGAGCGAUUGUAGCACAAUUAAACCAACAACAACAAGGUCAAGGUAGAGGUCAAAAUCAAGCACCAAUGGAAGUGGAAGAUGAAGAUGCAGAUUUAUGA
Messenger RNA from Racocetra persica, 450 nucleotides. Lineage: Eukaryota; Fungi; Glomeromycota; Glomeromycetes; Diversisporales; Gigasporaceae. The record is from the annotation of a GenBank genome assembly.